This is a messenger RNA of Protopolystoma xenopodis, 231 nucleotides long. Lineage: Eukaryota; Metazoa; Platyhelminthes; Monogenea; Polystomatidea; Polystomatidae. The record is from the annotation of a GenBank genome assembly.
AUGGUCUCUUGCUGUCCACCUUCGGACGAUCAACUUCCGGCCACAUCGUCGGACCUGCGCUGUUUGCGAUCCGACCGGACUGCUCCACUGAAGUCCAAACAUCGCGGUUUUCUCCGCCCCCAUAUGGGCAUCCGUACCCUCUCGACUGGGCCUUCAGCCUCCAUUUUGGCUUCAGCCGCCACAGUUUGUCGCACGGCGAGUAUUUGGUCAAGUUGUCCGGGGCAACUGUGA